AUGGCCUCCUCGCCCGACGUCCUCCAUCUCAUCUUCGAGUACCUCGACGACCACCGCGACUGGGUCCGCGCCGGCUGCGUCUGCCAGCGCUGGCGCCAGGUCGCUACCAGCAACCGCCUCUGGCUGCCACUGCUGCACCGGUACUGCAUAUCGCCGAGCGCUAGCGACGUCGCCGGUGCCAACCAACGGGCGUUCGCCGUGGUCGCCGCCCAGUACCCUGGGCACCUCGACAUCUACGCAGCGAUUGCGCCGGCUGUGAGCGUGCUUCGCACCAUCAACCCGUCGGUGGCAGCCGAUACGGCGCACAAUGCGCCGUUUGCCCAGCUCCUCGCGCCGUCGGGCGGCCGGCGCGACCUCUGGCGGCCAGAAGCGACCUCGUGCACACGUGCCGAGAAGCUUCUCUUGAUGCUCUACCACUUGUUCACAAACACGUCGUUCAUGGACAUGCAGCUGUGCUGCGCCGCGCUCUUUGGCUUUUUCGUCUGCUACAACGACGUGUACGCGCUGCAUCUCAAGCGUCGAUGGACCGUCGACGUGCUCUCGCUGUCGACGCAGCCAUUCGAGACGAUCCUUGGCUUUGCUUGGGCGCCCGGCAUUGAAGAAGGGCUGGGCUUGGUGCUCGAUGGGACCCUCGCUGGCCAUGUGAUCCGCUACGGCAAGGCGCUCGGGCAGGCCCACCGCAUGGGUCCGAUUCCGAUGGGUGCGGUCCCGUACGAGGACCUCGGUCCAUUCGAGACGUGGCUCGGCACGUUUGUGUCCGAGGUCCAGAGUGGCGUGCGCGCCAUUGUGCGCGCGAACGAGACGAUCUCGGCGCCGUCCGGCUUUCGCGAGGCAGGUCCUGGCGUCGGCGACGUCACCACCCACGGCAUCAACGUGCACGUCUCGACGCUAUUCCUCCUCAACAUGGCGCGGGUGACCUACCGCGUCACGUUUACGUUCCGCGAUUGCAAGUACACGUCAAUGCAGCUCACGCGGCGCCAUUGGACCUUUCGCUACACGGACGGUCAAGCGAGUGAGGUCGACGGCGACGGUGUCGUUGGCUACUACCCACUCCUGAGCGCAGCGACGCCCGACCUCGCGAGUGCGGUUGCGUCGCUCGAAGGCUACUUUGAGUUUGUACCGGGGUCCAUCGCCGCGCCCCUCGGCCCGGCACUGCGCAUCGCGAUCCCGUUCGUUGCGUUUCAGCUGCCGCAAACGGCCCUCCGCAAUUUCAACGACGCCGCCGACGACGACGACGACGACGAGGACAAUGAGAGUAGCGGCAACGAGACGCCGUAG
Molecule: messenger RNA, 1278 nt
Organism: Saprolegnia parasitica CBS 223.65
Lineage: Eukaryota; Oomycota; Saprolegniomycetes; Saprolegniales; Saprolegniaceae
Exons: 2
Coding region: 1-1278 (425 amino acids)
Molecular function (GO): protein binding
Source: RefSeq, a predicted model, not a curated record